AUGUCUCUCAGUAAGACCCUCGAGUUGGAGCAUUUCGACGAACGCGACAAGGUCCGCCGGGGCCGCUCGGCCCGGCCCAAGAGAGAUGACUCCACCGGCAGCGCUGGCGGCGGGUCGGGUCCGAGCUCUAGGGGCAGCAGCCUGGUUCCGAGUCCGGCUCACAGCGCCAACUGCAGCUACUACCGGACCCGUACCCUGCAGGCUCUCACCUCAGAGAAACGGGCCAAAAAGGUCCGGUUCUAUCGCAACGGGGACCGGUACUUUAAAGGCCUGGUGUACGCCGUCUCCAGCGACCGGUUCCGUUCGUACGACGCCCUGCUGAUGGAGCUGACCCGAUCGCUGGCCGACAACCUGCAUCUGCCGCAAGGCGUCAGAACCAUCUACAGCAUCGACGGCAGCAGGAGGAUCAGCAGCAUGGACGAGCUGGUGGAAGGUGAGUGCUACGUCUGUGCCUCCAGUGAACCGUACCGGAAGGUCGACUACACCAAGAUCAGCAUCCCCAGCUGGAAGCCCGGCGCCAGCAGCAGCACCGGCACCACCGGACCCACCCGGACCUCCACGGUGUCGGCGGGCGUGUCAACCAGCGCCGCCGCCUCCAAAGACCGAGCCGAGGCUCGAGAGGGCCGAGAGAGCAAAGACUUCAUCAAACCCAAGCUGGUGACGGUGAUCCGCAGCGGGGUGAAGCCUCGGAAGGCGGUCCGGAUCCUGCUGAACAAGAAGACGGCCCACUCCUUCGAACAAGUUCUGGCCGACAUCACCGAGGCCAUAAAGCUGGACUCUGGAGCCGUGAAGAGGCUCUACACGCUGGACGGCAAACAGCUGACCUGUCUGCAGGACUUCUUUGGGGACGACGAUGUGUUCAUGGCUUGUGGUCCAGAGAAGUUCCGAUACGCUCAGGACGACUUUGUUCUGACUCACAGCAGCAAAACACAAGCCUUCGUCAACGAGUGCAGAGUGAAGGCCACUCGCUCAGCUGCUCCUCACAAAACUCCCAAAACUCCGAGCGGCGCCGGACUGACCUGCAGAACCCCCCCCAGAGGCCCGACCAGGACCAAGUCACCGGGUCCAGCCAAUGAGGCGUCAGGAUCCCAGUCGGGGGGGAAGUCGUCCAGGUCCAGUCCAACUCCCAGCAGCCCCGGGUCACGGCGGAGCCUCAAGAUUUCUCCUCGUCGAGCUUCGUCCACGGACGUUAACGGAGACGCCGAGCAGCCGGACGACGACGUCGAAGUGAACGGAAACCGGUCCGUUUCCUCCUCCAUCAUCAACGACAAGUACAAAGUUGGAAAAGUGAUCGGAGACGGAAACUUCGCUGUGGUCAAGGAGUGCGUGGAGAGGUCGACGGGUCAGGAGUUCGCUCUGAAGAUCAUCGAUAAGGCUCGCUGCUGUGGGAAGGAACACCUGAUCGAGAACGAGGUGGCCGUGCUCAGGAGGGUCCGACAUCCCAGCAUCAUCCAGCUGAUCGAGGUGGACGAGACGCCCACGCAGCUCUUCCUGGUCAUGGAGCUGGUCAAGGGCGGCGACCUCUUCGACGCCAUCACCUCCUCCACCAAGUACAGCGAGAGAGACGCCAGCGCCAUGGUGUCCAACCUGGCCGGCGCCAUCAAGUACCUGCACCGCAUGAACAUCGUGCACCGGGACAUCAAGCCAGAGAACCUGCUGGUGUGUGAGUAUCCAGACGGCACCAAGUCUCUGAAGUUGGGGGACUUUGGUUUGGCGACGGUGGUAGAAGGUCCUCUGUACACAGUGUGUGGAACUCCAACAUACGUGGCCCCGGAGAUCAUCGCUGAGACCGGUUACGGUCUGAAGGUGGACAUCUGGGCGGCUGGAGUCAUCACAUACAUCCUGCUGUGUGGCUUUCCUCCGUUCAGAAGUGAGAACAACGUCCAGGAGGAGCUGUUUGAUCAGAUCCUCAGAGGGAAGCUGGAGUUUCCGUCUCCAGACUGGGACACCAUCAGCCUGCCAGCCAAGAUGCUCAUUAGUCAGAUGCUGCAGGUGAACGUAGACGCUCGAUUCACUGCUGAGGAGGUUUUGUCGCACCCGUGGGUGACGGAUGAGGCUCCUGCGGACUCAAACACUGUGAGCAGCACCGAGGACCAGACCAGCGCAGACGCACUGGAACCAGAGCAGGAAUCCCCCAUACUGGAAACCAAACAAGUUCCUUCUCCUCUGGUCUAG
Messenger RNA from Stegastes partitus (bicolor damselfish), 2175 nucleotides. RefSeq names its product serine/threonine-protein kinase DCLK2. Gene Ontology annotation, biological process: protein phosphorylation; intracellular signal transduction. The record is from RefSeq and is a predicted model, not a curated record. The transcript is spliced from 15 exons. Bases 1 to 2175 code for a protein of 724 amino acids. Lineage: Eukaryota; Metazoa; Chordata; Actinopteri; Pomacentridae. Gene Ontology annotation, molecular function: ATP binding; protein kinase activity.